CCCGAACCGUCGUUUCUUCAUCACAAACAGUCGAAUCAGUGAAGGAUAGAAGAAGAAAAACCAAUCUGGAGUGGUUGUUUUAUAUAGUGAUCUCUCUUUCUGCGUCUUUGUGGUUAUUGGGUUUGGCCCCAUUUUUUUACUGUUUUGCAGGCUUUGAUUUUUUCAAACAAAGACUCGACUUUUGGAUUUUUUGGGGGGUCUUUGCGCCCCAAAAGUCUUCGUGCUGAAGAGCGUUGUUUCGUCGUUGUUUCGACCACAACUCUGUGGGGGGGUUACUUUGAGCGUGUUCUGUUAGGUUCUGGGGGUGAGUGUUCUUGGUCUCCUCACUGUCAUGGAAUGGAAAUUGCAGGUCAGUUUCUGAACUUAAUGUGUUUGACUUAAUUAUCUUCCGAUUUUUUUUCCAUCUGGGUCUCUUUGAAUCUCCUUGGUUUUUGAUGGGUGAGUGAGGGAGUUCAAUUGAGUCCUCGAGUUCUUGGGGUUCGAGGAGGGGAGGGGCGUUGGGAAUCUAUGGUUUGGAGGUCAGAGUCUGUAAUUCAGGGGUUGAUGUGGUUUUUCUGAUCUAGACAUGUUUUAAUUUUGGGUGUUUUCCGUGGAUCGUAGUGAUAAGGAGUCGAAUUGCUUUGUUCUGAUCUCUUUCUCUCCUCCUCUUUCCCCCCUCUCUCUUUUUAUGUAAUCUGAAUUUUCAGCGGGUUUCUGUCUACAAUUGAUCUAUAUCGUGGAUUGAAGGCUUGUUCUUUGUAUUGAAUAAAGCCGUGGACUAGUGGUUGUUGGGCUUGUUCUUCUCUUUCCAGUAUUUGAAUGUAUUUCUACUCGUGAGAAUAUUUUGAAGAAAAAACAAUAAGGGAUUUUUGAUGGAUCUUUAUGUGUUGAUGACCAUGAAUAUCAAUGUUCUGGCUGUUCUUUGCUUUGCUUUUUUCUGGUUGUUGCUGAGUGCUAGUGUAAUCCAUGGUACCGAGACUGAUAUUUACUGCUUGAAAACCCUAAAAGAUUCACUAAAAGACCCCUUCGGCUACUUAAACACUUCAUGGAAUUUCGCCAACAAAACAGAAGGAUUCAUAUGUAAAUUUACUGGGAUCGAUUGUUGGCACCCCGACGAGAGUAAGGUCCUAAACAUCCGCCUCUCAGACAUGGGACUCAAAGGCCAGUUCCCCAAGGGUAUUGAGAACUGCACUAGCUUGACAGGUUUAGAUCUUUCCAGCAACAAUCUCUCUGGACCCAUUCCAUUGGAUAUCUCUAAAAGGCUCCCUUUUGUAACCACCCUUGAUCUCUCCUCAAACGAUUUCAGUGGUCCGAUCCCAGUAAGUCUUGCGAACUGUACCUAUUUGAACUCCCUCAAACUCGACAACAACCAAUUAACAGGGAGUAUCCCGCUUGAAUUCAGUGGGCUCAAUCGGCUCAAGACAUUUAGUGUCUCCAACAAUCGCUUAUCCGGACCUAUCCCUCACUUUUCUAGCCCCAAUUCUACUAUUUUAGCAGAUAACUUUGCGAAUAAUCUGGGACUCUGUGGACCUCCUUUGGAUAAUGAUUGCAUUGGAGCUCCUAAGAAAUCACAUGGUGCAGUUAUCAUCGGAUCGGCAGUUGCUGGAGUGGUUGUUACACUUUUAGUAGUUUCUGUUGUUCUCUACUUCUGGAUGCGCAGAGUGUCUAUAAAGAAGAAGGAAGAAGACCUUGAAGGAAACAGAUGGGCGAAGAAUAUCAAGGGAACAAAGGGUAUCAAGGUUUCUAUGUUUGAGAAGUCAGUUUCAAAAAUGAGGUUGAGUGAUCUCAUGAAGGCUACUAACAGUUUCAGCAAAGACAACAUCAUUGGCUCAGGAAGAACAGGGACAAUGUACAAGGCAUCGCUCCCGGAUGGUUCUUCACUUAUGGUGAAGAGAUUACAAGACACUCAACAUUCAGAGAAGCAAUUCAUAUCUGAAAUGUCUACCUUGGGGAGUGUAAAGCAUCGUAAUUUGGUUCCGCUUUUGGGCUUCUGCACGGCAAAGAAAGAGAGGUUUCUGGUAUAUAAGCAUAUGCCAAAUGGGAACCUCCAUGAUAAAUUGCAUCUCGUGGAGGCUGAAGCCAAGCCCAUGGAAUGGUCACUAAGACUAAAGAUUGGGAUAGGAGCAGCCAGAGGUCUGGCAUGGCUCCACCAUAGCUGCAACCCCCGCAUUAUUCAUCGAAACAUAAGUUCCAAAUGCAUCUUAUUGGAUGAAGAUUUUGAGCCAAAAAUAUCCAAUUUUGGACUUGCAAGGCUCAUGAACCCUGUUGAUACACACUUGAGUACUUUUGUGAAUGGAGAUUUUGGGGACUUGGGUUAUGUUGCUCCUGAGUAUACCCGAACACUGAUGGCUACUCCUAAGGGAGAUGUUUACAGCUUUGGAAUUGUGCUUCUUGAGUUGGUCACAGGUGAGAGACCUACCCACGUGUCAAAUGCUCCUGAAGGCUUCAAGGGGAAUUUGGCUGAGUGGGUGACACAUCUGUCAAGCAACUCUAAUCUCCAUGAUGCCAUUGAUAAGUCUUUGGUUGGAAAUGGUUUUGAUGGUGAGCUCCUCCAGUUUCUUAAAGUUGCUUGUAAUUGCAUAGUGCCAACUGCAAAGGAGAGGCCUACUAUGUUUGAAGUAUACCAGCUUCUAAGAGCUAUUGGGGAGAGAUACAAUUUCACAGUUGAUGAUGAGAUUUUGGUGCCAUCUGACUCUGGUGACGCUGACAUCCCUGAUGAACUUAUUGUUGCUCGAAAUGAAGAACCACUAAAAACCUACAAGUAAAAUGUGGUACAAUAUUUUAACAGAAGAACUACAAGAAAUCUUUAAUGUUUGUACUUGAAUAGAAUGGUUCUAUUUAUAGAAUUUUGGUUUUCAAUUUAGCUGUUCUAUGUUGGAAGCUCAUCUGUGUAUGUUGUAUUUCCCAUGUAAUUGAAGAAUUAUCCCUUACCUCUGUCUGUCUUUCUUUCUGUUUAUUGAAUUAUAGAUGGAAUCUGGAAUAGAUAGGAUUUUAUUGUAGCUUUAAAAUCCAACUUAUUGUUUCUCAAGAAAUGAGAACCAAUGAAAAGUCACAAGUUAAAUGCGGUUCAAGAUUUUAA
Nelumbo nucifera (sacred lotus) is the source of this 3058-nucleotide messenger RNA. Its product is annotated as probably inactive leucine-rich repeat receptor-like protein kinase At5g48380. The record is from RefSeq and is a predicted model, not a curated record. NCBI's taxonomy places the organism in Eukaryota, Viridiplantae, Streptophyta, Magnoliopsida, Proteales, Nelumbonaceae. Gene Ontology annotation, biological process: protein phosphorylation. Gene Ontology annotation, molecular function: ATP binding; protein binding; protein kinase activity.